GAGGUUAUGAUUCAGCACCAUCUACCGCACAGAUUCUAAGUAUCACAUGUGUCCUUAUGAUAUUUGAUUAAAUAAUUAAUUUGAGUAUCCAUCAUAUUUUUUCGAGUAUUUGUUGUUAUUAGGCACUUUGAAUAGGCAUUCUCUCAUGCCAUUUUGCAAAUGUUCCAUGCAUCAAUGCAAAAAAUAAAAAAUAACUUGCCAUUCACCUAUGGCACCACGGAGUACUCUUAAGGUUCAGGAAUGUGAGAACAAGAAUUCACCCAUAGAAUAUAUAUUCCAUACCCAUGGCCUAUUCAAUAAUUGUAGAAAUCACACCAUAACUGAUCUGACUCUUAGGCCCAACUACUCUUGACUCAGUACCCACAAAUACCUUUCCUAACAAACGUAUCAAUUUACAAUAGAGGCACAAGGAACUACGGAUGCUGGGAUUUUGAGCAAAGCACAAAGUGCUGGAGUAAUUCAGCAGGUCACGUAGCAUGUCCGGGGGGCAUGGAUAGACGAGUCUGGAUCCUUCUUCGCGUCCUCCAGAGAUGCUGCCCGACCCGUUGAGUUACUCAGCAUGCUGUAUUUUAUGUCAAUUCACAAAACAUCAAAUUGCGCUUCCAACACGGCUUUUUUUGUUCUUCUGUUGUCAGGAUUCCCUACUGAAAUAAGCGUUGAGGAUGGGCGACUGGAAUUUCCUUGGAGGGAUUUUGGAAGAAGUACACAUCCACUCCACCAUCGUUGGGAAAAUAUGGCUGACCAUCCUAUUCAUAUUCCGCAUGCUUGUCCUGAACGUGGCCGCUGAGGAUGUGUGGAACGACGAGCAGUCAGAGUUCUUCUGCAACACCGAGCAGCCAGGGUGCCGCACCGUCUGCUACGACAAAGCUUGCCCCAUCUCCCUCAUCCGAUAUUGGGUCUUGCAGGUGAUCUUCGUGUCUUCUCCGUCCCUGGUGUACAUGGGCCACGCCCUGUACCGGCUGAGGGCGCUGGAGAAGAUGAGGCAGAAGAAGAAAGUCGAGCUGAAGGGUGAACUGGAAGAGCCGGAGACAAUGUUGGAAGAUAGGCGCAGGUUGGAACGCGAGUUGAGACAGCUGGAGCGCAGAAAGUUAAACAAAGCUCCACUGAGAGGUUCUCUUCUGCGGACCUACAUCUUGCACAUCCUCACCAGGUCCGUGUUCGAGGUGGGGUUUAUGUUGGGACAGUUUUUGCUCUACGGACUGGGAUUGGAUCCUCUGUACAAAUGCGAGCGGUUCCCCUGCCCCAACGUGGUCGAUUGCUUCGUGUCAAGACCUACAGAGAAGACCGUGUUUAUGUUGUUCAUGCUGAGUAUAGGUGACCUUUAGUGAAAUCACCCUAUUGCCGCAGUUUCCUUGUUCUUAAACAUCCUCGAAAUCAUUCACCUGGGCUGCAAGAAGAUCGAGUUGGGGCUCUUUGGCUGUUAUCCCAGACUGAAGGAGGAAGUGGGAGACCUGUACAUGAACAAAUCGCAGAAAAACUCUAGUGUUCAGCAAAUCUGUGCCGCUGUCUCUCGGCCCUCGCAACCGAUGAUGAUCCCCUCCGCCCCCAGCGGCUACGAUCUGCUGCUUGAGCAACAAGUGGAGUCCAUCAUAUAUCCGAUCUUCACACCGCCGCCUGAAUUCAAAUCGCUUCAAUGUGACCAGAAACGAUGUCAGAAAGGCGAGGAGCAAGCACCCGUGGCCAAUCAGAAAAACUCAAAUUAUAAUGCAGCCCCCAGCGCCAAUGAAGGACAAAAAAAGUCAAAUGGAUCUGAGAUUCCAAGGCAACGUAGCGAAGAGUUGGAUCACUCCAACACUGCCUCCGUUCCCGUUGGCAGUUCCACACCAAGCUCCAAUUCAGCCAGUCAGAUGGAACUAUCGACGGCCGGGUUGUUAUACCCGACCCUUCACGCAGGUAGGGCAUCAUUCACUGCAAUUUCAGCCAGCGCCAAUCGCAAGCCACGUCGAGCCAGUGCCUAUUUUAACUGCAACACAGAGGUUGAGGGCAGCGGCUCUGCCACAGAAUCCGAGCCAAGUAACAAGGGAAGAUGUGGCUUCAAUGCUACCCGGGCCAGGGCAGCUUCGAAAACAGACCUCAAACGGACCAGCAGACCUGACUCCCCUGAUUCAAUCUGUGAAUCCAGCUCAGAGUCGAAGCAUAGUGGAAACGGCGACAGUCGCCAUGCCCUCUCUCACUCACGGAGAAUGUCAUUGGCAAGUAACGCCAGCGGCAGGCGUGCUCCCACCGAUCUCCAGAUAUGAGCGUUAGUUUAAUUAAUAUCUUGUCUCUGUUCAAUACAAGAGUA
Molecule: messenger RNA, 2284 nt
Organism: Leucoraja erinaceus (little skate)
Lineage: Eukaryota; Metazoa; Chordata; Chondrichthyes; Rajiformes; Rajidae
Gene: gja9a
Product: gap junction protein alpha 9a
Exons: 2
Biological process (GO): cell communication
Cellular component (GO): connexin complex
Source: RefSeq, a predicted model, not a curated record